Messenger RNA from Closterium sp. Naga37s-1, 486 nucleotides. Lineage: Eukaryota; Viridiplantae; Streptophyta; Zygnematophyceae; Desmidiales; Closteriaceae. The record is from the annotation of a GenBank genome assembly.
AUGGCUCCGCUUGCUACAGCGCUUGCCAGCGGCUGCUACUAUGGCUGCGGGUGGCGGUGGACGUGGUGGGGUUCCCUUAUAGUCACCCUUGUCAUCCUCGUGUUUUCUUUCGGCAUCGGCGCAUGCGUGUACAACUCCAUGAGAAAGCGCCGCAUGCAACAAGAGCAGGAAAUGGCCGCCUGGGCAUCGCAGCAGGGGCAGCAAUACCAGCAAUCAGGAGGCGGACCAGAACCAGUGCCUGGUUACCCUGUUACAGGAGCGCCGCCUGGUGGUUACCCGUACCCUCCUCCCCCUCCUGGUGGUUACCCUCCUCCCCCUCCAGGGGGCUACCCCCCUCCCCCUCCAGGGGGCUACCCUCCUCCCCCGCCAGGGGGUUACCCGCCUCCGCCCCCAGGGGGUUACCCCCCUCCUCCGCCAGGUGGUUAUCCACAGCAACCAGCAGGCGGUGCAUGUGCCCCUCCAUCGUCCUCCGCUCCGCCUGUAUAG